Messenger RNA from Acomys russatus (golden spiny mouse), 13926 nucleotides. It is a transcript of the gene Apob, whose product is annotated as apolipoprotein B. Bases 142 to 13707 code for a protein of 4521 amino acids. Gene Ontology annotation, cellular component: low-density lipoprotein particle; mature chylomicron; very-low-density lipoprotein particle. Gene Ontology annotation, biological process: lipoprotein transport; cholesterol homeostasis; triglyceride mobilization. The transcript has 29 exons. Gene Ontology annotation, molecular function: low-density lipoprotein particle receptor binding; cholesterol transfer activity. Lineage: Eukaryota; Metazoa; Chordata; Mammalia; Rodentia; Muridae. The record is from RefSeq and is a predicted model, not a curated record.
AUUCCCAUCAGUGGCUACUGUGGAUCAAGUACUUGCCUGGUGCUGCCUCAGAAGACCGAGUGGAGCCAGGAGCGGAGCCAGGAGCAGGGCUAGGCCGUGGCCAGGCCACAGGCAGGAAGCCACCCCACAAAACCAUCGGCCAUGGCCCCACAGAGGCCUGCCCUGCGGCCGCCACUGCCGCUGCUGCUGCUGCUGUUGCUGUUCUUGGAUGCCAGCGUCUGGGCUCAAGAUGAAGUCUUGGAAAACUUCCGCUUGAACUGUCCAAAAGAUGCAACUCGUUUCAAGCACCUGCGAAAGUACGUGUACAACUAUGAGGCCGAAAGUUCCAGCGGUGUCCGUGGCACUGCAGAUUCCACAAGCGCCACCAAGAUCAACUGCAAGGUGGAGCUGGACGUCCCCCAACUCUGCGGUUUCAUCAUGAGGACUAGCCAGUGUACCCUUAAAGAGGUGUAUGGCUUCAACCCUGAGGGCAAGGCCUUGAUGAAGAAAACCAAGAACUCGGAAGAGUUUGCAACUGCCAUGUCUAGGUACGAGCUCAAGCUGGCCAUUCUUGAAGGGAAACAACUCGUUCUUUACCCGGACAAGGAUGAGCCUAAAUACAUCCUGAACAUCAAGCGGGGCAUCAUUUCUGCCCUCCUGGUUCCCCUGGAGACAGAAGAAGACAAACAAGUGUUGUUCCUGGAUACUGUGUAUGGAAACUGCUCGACUCAGGUUACCGUGAAUUCAAGAAAGGGAACAGUGGCAACAGAAAUGUCCACAGAGAGGAACCUGCAGCAAUGUGAUGGCUUCCAGCCCAUCAGCACAGGGGUCAGCCCUCUUGCCCUCAUCAAAGGCCUGGUCCGCCCCUUGUCAACUCUCAUCAGCAGCAGACAAUCUUGCCAGUACACCCUGGACCCCAAGAGGAAGCAUGUGUCUGGAGCCACCUGCAAUGAGCAGCAUCUUUUCCUUCCUUUCUCCUACAAGAAUAAAUAUGGGAUCAUGACACAGGUUACACAGACACUGAGUCUUGAAGACACACCUAAGAUCAACAGUCGCUUCUUCAGUGAAGGUACCAAGCAGGUGGGUCUGGCCUUUGAGAGAACCAAGUCCACGUCACCCCCAAAGCAGGCUGAUGCUGCUUUGAAAACCCUUCAAGAACUGAAAAGAUUGUCUAUCACAGAGCAGAAUGCUCAGAGAGCAAAUCUUUUCAAUAAACUGGUUACUGAGCUGAGGGGUCUCAGCCAUGAAGCAAUUGCAUCCCUCUUGCCACAGCUGAUUGGUGUGUCCAGCCCCAUCACUUUACAAGCCUUGGUGCAGUGUGGACAGCCCCAGUGCUAUACUCACAUCCUCCAGUGGCUGAAAACAGAGAAGGCUCACCCUCUCCUGCUUGACAUUGUUACCUACUUGGUGGCUCUGAUGCCAAAUCCCUCAACUCAGAGGCUGCGAGAGAUCUUUAACACAGCCAAGGAGCAUCCGAGCCGAGCCACCCUGUAUGCGCUGAGCCAUGUGGUUAACAAUUACUAUGAAGUGGACCCUACAAGGAGCCCAGACCUGCAGGAUAUUGCUGGUUACUUAUUGAAACAAAUUGGCAAUGAGUGCUUGGGGAAUGAAGACCACACCUACCUGAUUCUGAGGAUCAUUGGAAAUAUGGGCAGAACCAUGGAACAAGUAAUGCCAGAACUCAAGUCCUCAGUCCUGAAUUGUGUGAGAAGUACAAAACCAUCUCUGCUGAUUCAGAAAGCUGCUCUCCAGGCCCUGAGGAAAAUGGAAAUGGGAGAUGAGGUCCGAAGGGUCGUUUUUGAUACCUUUAUGGAUGGUGUCACUCCAGUGGAGAAGAGACUGGCUGCCUAUCUCUUGCUGAUGAGGGCCCCUUCCUCAUCAGAUAUUAACAAAAUUGUCCAGCUUCUCCAAUGGGAACAGAGUGACCAGGUGAAGAACUUUGUGGCAUCUCAUAUUGCCAACAUCUUGAACUCAGAAGAACUGUAUGUCCAAGAUCUGAAAAUUUUGAUCAAAAAUGCUCUGGAGAAUAUUCAACUACCAACAAUCAUGGACUUCAGAAAAUUUUCCCGGAACUAUCAAAUUUCCAAAUCUGCUUCGCUUCCAUCGUUUGACCCAGUCUCAGCCAAAGUAGAGGGAAAUCUUAUAUUUGACCCAAGCAGUUAUCUUCCCAAAGAAACCAUGCUGAAAACCACCCUCACAGUCUUUGGACUUGCAUCAAUGGAUCUCUUUGAGAUUGGUUUUGAAGGAAAGGGCUUUGAGCCAACACUGGAAGCUCUUUUUGGUAAGAGAGGAUUCUUCCCAGACAGUGUCAAUAAGGCUUUGUAUUGGGUCAAUGGCCAAGUUCCUGACCGUGUCUCCAAAGUCUUAGUGGACCACUUUGGCUACACCAAUGAUGACAAGCACGAACAGGACAUGGUGAGUGGAAUCAUGCCCAUUGUGGACAAGCUGAUCAAAGAUCUGAAAUCUCAAGAAACACCUGAAGCCAGAGCCUACCUCCGCAUCUUGGGAGAAGAGCUUGGCUUUGUCAGGCUCCGAGACCUCCAUGUCCUUGGAAAGCUGCUUCUGAAUGGUGCACAAACAUUGCGGGGAAUCCCACAGCUGGUUGUACAAGCCAUCAGAGAAGGCUCAAAGAAUGACUUGUUUCUUCACUACAUCUUCAUGGACAAUGCCUUUGAGCUCCCCACUGGAGCUGGGUUACAGCUGCAAGUGUCCUCGUCUGGAGUCAUCACCCCUGGGACCAAGGCUGGAGUGAAACUGGAUUUAGCCAAUAUUCAGACAGAGCUGGUGGCAAAGCCCUCCGUGUCCAUGGAGUUUGUGACAAACAUGGGCGUCAUCAUCCCAGACUUUGCUAAGAGUGGUGUCCAAAUGAACACCAACUUCUUCCAUGAAUCAGGCCUGGAGACUCGAGUGGCCCUGAAGGCUGGGCAGCUGAAGGUCAUCAUUCCCUCCCCAAAAAGGCCUGUCAAGCUGUUCAGUGGCAGCAACACACUGCAUUUGGUCUCUACCACCAAAACGGAAGUGAUCCCACCUCUGAUUGAGAACAGGCAGUCCUGGUCAACUUGCAAGCCUUUCUUCACUGGCAUGGACUAUUGCACCACAGGGGCUUACUCCAAUGCCAGCUCCACGGAGUCUGCUUCCUACUACCCACUGACAGGGGACACAAGGUAUGAGAUAGAGCUGAAGCCCACGGGAGAGGUGGAGCAGUAUUCUGCCAGUGCAACCUAUGAACUCCAGAAAGAGGACAAGUCUUUGGUCGACACAUUGAAGUUCCUAGUUCAAGCAGAAGGAGUGCAACAGUCUGAAGCUACCGCAAUGUUCAAAUACAAUCGGCGAAGCAGGACUUUAUCUAGUGAAGUCCUAAUUCCAGCGUUUGAUGUCAACUUUGGGACAAUCCUCAGAGUUAAUGAUGAAUCAUCUAAGGACAAAAAUGCUUACAAACUCAUCCUGGACAUUCAGAACAAAAAAAUCACUGAGGUCUCUCUUGUGGGCCAUGUGAGUUAUGACAAAAAGGGAGAUAGCAGGAUCAAAGGUGUUGUUUCCAUACCACGUUUGCAAGCAGAAGCCAGGAGUGAGGUCCACACCCACUGGUCAUCCAUCAAGCUGCUCUUCCAAAUGGACUCAUCUGCUACAGCUUAUGGUUCAACAAUUUCCAAGAGAGUGGUGUGGCGUUAUGAUAAUGAGAAAAUUGAAUUUGAUUGGAACACGGGAACCAACGUGGAUACCAAAAAAGUGGCCUCCAACUUCCCUGUGGAUCUUUCCAGUUACCCUAGAACGUUGCAUGACUAUGCCAAUAGUCUCCUGGAUCACAGAGUCCCUCACACAGACAUGACUUUCCGGCACAUGGGUUCCAAAUUAAUUGUUGCAACAAACACAUGGCUUCAGAUGGCAUCCAGGGGUCUUCCUUACUCCCAGACUCUACAAGAUCACCUCAGUGGCCUCUCGGAGUUGAACCUGCAGAAAAUGGGAUUGCCUGACUUCCACAUCCCAGACAACCUCUUCCUGAAGAGUGAUGGCCGGGUCAAAUACACAUUGAACAAGAACAGUAUAAAAAUUGACAUUCCUUUGCCUCUGGGUGGCAAGUCUUCGAAAGACCUAAAGAUGCCAGAGAGUGUGAUGACACCAGCCCUCAACUUCAACUCUGUGGGAUUCCAUCUGCCAUCUCAAGAGUUCCUGGUCCCCACAUUUACAAUCCCUAAGACACAUCAACUGCAAGUUCCUCUUCUGGGUAUUCUGGACCUUUCCACAAAUGUCUACAGCAACUUGUACAACUGGUCAGCCUCCUACACUGGUGGCAACACCAGCAGGGACCACUUUAGCCUGCAGGCUCAGUACCGCAUGAAGGCUGACUCUGCAGUUGACCUGUUUUCCUACAGUGUGCAAGGCUCUGGAGAAACAACGUAUGACAGCAAGAGAACAUUCACAUUAUCAUGCGAUGGGUCUCUACACCACAAAUUCCUAGACUCAAAAUUCAAAGUCAGUCAUGUAGAAAAAUUUGGAAACAACCCAGUCUCAAAAGGUUUACUAACAUUUGAAGCCUCCAGUGCUUUAGGACCACAGAUGUCUGCUACUGUUCACCUGGACUCAAAAAAGAAACAACAUCUGUAUGUCAAAGACAUCAAGGUUGACGGGCAGUUCAGGGCAUCUUCAUUUUAUGCUCAAGGCAAAUAUGGCCUGUCCUGUGAGAGUGAUGCUACCACCGGCCAGCUGAGUGGGGAAUCCAACAUGAGGUUUAACUCCACUUACUUCCAGGGCACCAACCAGAUAGUGGGAAUGUACCAGGAUGGAACCCUCUCCCUCACCUCCACCUCUGACCUACAAGAUGGCAUAUUCAAGAACACAGCUUCCCUGAAAUAUGAAAACUAUGAACUGACGCUGAAAUCUGACAGCAGUGGGCAGUAUGAGAACUUUGCUGCUUCCAACAAGCUGGACAUGACCUUCUCUAAGCUAAGUCUGUGGCUACGUUCUGAACAUCAGGCCGAUUACAAGUCCCUGAGGCUCGUCACCCUUCUUUCUGGAUCACUCACUUCCCAGGGUGUAGAAUUAAAUGCUGACAUCUUAGGCACUGACAAAAUGAAUACCGGCGCUCACAAGGCAACGCUACAGCUUACACGAGGUGGGCUAUCCACCAGUGCCACCACCAACUUGAAGUACAGCCCCCUGCUGCUGGAGAGUGAGUUAAAUGCAGAGCUUGGCUUUUCUGGGGCAUCCAUGAAAUUAUCAACAAAUGGCCGCUUCAAAGAACACCAUGCAAAAUUCAGUCUUGAUGGAAGAGCUGCCCUCACAGAGGUAUCUCUGGGAAGCAUUUACCAGGCUAUGAUUCUGGGUGCAGACGGCAAAAACAUCUUCAACUUCAAACUCAGCAGAGAAGGGCUGAAGCUGUCCAAUGACAUGAUGGGCUCCUAUGCUGACAUGAAACUGGACCAUGCACACAGUCUGAGCAUUGCAGGUCUCUCACUGGACUUUUCCUCCAAAAUGGACAAUAUUUACAGUGGUGACAAGUUUUAUAAGCAGACUUUUAACUUACAGCUACAGCCCUAUUCUUUUGUAACUACUUUAAGCAAUGACCUCAGAUACGAUGCUCUAGAUUUGACCAACAGUGGGAAGUUAAGGCUGGAACCACUGAAGCUGAAUGUGGGUGGCAACUUUAAAGGAACCUAUCAAAAUAAUGAGCUAAAGCACAUCUAUACCAUCUCUUACACUGACCUAGUAGUAGCAAGUUACAGAGCAGACACUAUUGCUAAGGUUCAGGGUGUGGAGUUCAGCCAUAGGCUUAAUGCAGACAUUGAAGGGCUGGCUUCCUCCGUUGAUGUCAUCACCAACUACAAUUCAGAUCCGCUACAUUUUAACAAUGUUUUCCACCUUGUUUCGGCACCAUUUACCUUGGGCAUCGACACACAUACUAGUGGUGAUGGGAAACUGGCUCUCUGGGGAGAACACACUGGGCAGCUGUAUAGCAAGUUUCUGUUGAAAGCAGAACCUCUGGCACUCACUUUCUCUCAUGACUACAAAGGAUCCACAAGCCACAAUCUCCCGUACAAGAACAGCAUCAGUACAGCUCUUGAACACACAGUCAGUACUCUGCUUACGCCUGCUGAGCAGACAAGCACCUGGAAAUUCAAGACCAGACUGAAUGACAUGGUAUACAGCCAGGACUUUGAAGCCUACAACACUAAAGAUAAAAUUGGUGUCGAGCUCAGUGGACGGACUGACCUCUCUGGGCUGUACUCUCCAAUUAAAGUGCCAUUUUUCUACACUGAGCCUGUCAAUGUACUUAGUGACUUAGAGAUAAAUGAUGCUGCUGACAAGCCCCAAGAAUUCACAAUUGUUGCUUUUGUGAGGUACGAUAAGAACCAGGAUGUUCACACCAUCAGCCUCCCAUUCUUUAAAAGCCUGCCAGACUAUUUGGAGCGAAAUCGAAGAGGAAUUAUAACUCUACUGGAAGCCAUGCAGGGAGAAUUGCAACGCAUCAAUGUUGAUCAGUUUGUGGAGAAAUACAGCGCAGCCCUGAGCAGACUUCCACGGCAAAUUCACAAUUAUUUGAAUGCUUCUGACUGGGAGAGACAAGUAGCUGGUGCCAAGGAAAAAUUAACAUCUUUCAUGGAAAAUUACAGAAUUACAGAUAAUGAUAUACUAAUUGCUUUAGAUAGGGCCAAAAUCGACAUCAAUGAGAAACUCUCUCAACUUGAGACAUAUGUGAUACAAUUUGAUCAGUAUAUUAAAGAUAAUUAUGAUCCACGUGAUUUUAAAAAAACUGUUGCUCAAAUUAUUGAAAGAAUCGUUGAAAAGUUAAAAAUGCUUGAUGAACAGUAUCAUAUCCGUGUAAAUCUAGCAAAAUCAAUCCGUAAUCUAUAUUUAUUUGUUGAAAAUGUUGAUUUUAACAAAAUCAGUAGUAGUACUGCCUCUUGGAUCCAAAAUGUGGAUACCAAAUAUCAAAUCAGAAUCCAGAUAAAAGAAAAACUACAGCAGCUCAGAACACAAAUUCAGAAUAUAGACAUUCAACAGCUUGCUGCAGAGUUGAAACAACAGAUUGAAGCUAUUGACGUCACCGUGCAUUUAAAUCAAUUGAGAACUGCAAUUCUAUUCCAAAGAAUAAAUGACAUUAUUGAGCGUGUCAAAUACUUUGUUAUGAAUCUUAUUGAAGAUUUUAAAGUAACUGAGAAAAUCAAUAUUUUUAGAGCUAUAGUCCAUGAGUUAAUUGAGAAAUAUGAAGUAGACCAACAAAUCCAGGUUUUAAUGGAUAAAUCAGUAGAGUUGGCCCACAGAUGCAGGCUGACUGAGACUCUUCAGAAACUAAGUAAUGUGCUACAACAAAUUGAGAUAAAAGAUUACUAUGAGAAAUUGGUUGGGCUUAUUGAUGAUACUGUCGAGUGGCUUAAAGCAUUGUCUUUCAACAAUUUCAUUGAAGAACUAAAUAGAUUUAUUGACAUGUUGGUGAAGAAGUUAAAAGCAUUUGAUUAUCACCAGUUCGUAGAUGAAACUAACAGCAAAAUCCGUGAGGUGACUCAGAGAAUCAAUGCUGAAAUCCAAGCACUCGAAGUUCCACCAAAAACUGAAGCAUUAAAACUGCUGGUAGCAAACUUCAAAGCCAAGGUCUCUGACUAUCUGGAAAGACUCGAGGACACAGAAGUAACUGCAUUCAUUAAUUGGCUGCAGGAUGGUUUAGUUUAUAUAAAAUCCCAUUUCCAGGGUUCUCUAGAAGAUGUCCGAGACCGAAUUUAUGAAAUGGACAUUCAGUGGGAAGUGGAGCACUUCUUGUCUCUGGUAAGCCAGGUUUACAGUACAUUGGUAACCUAUAUUUCUGACUGGUGGAUUCUGACUGCUAAGAAUAUAACAGACUUUGCAGAGCAAUAUUCAAUCCAAGACUGGGCUGAGAGUGUGAAAGUACUGGUGGAACAAGGAUUCACUGUUCCUGAAAUCCAAACAUUUCUGGGGACCAUGCCUGCCUUUGAGGUCAGCCUCCGUGCUCUCCAAGAAGCGACCUUUCAGACUCCUGACUUUAUAGUCCCCCUGACAGAUUUGAGGAUCCCAUCGGUUCAGAUAAACUUCAAAAUGUUGAAGAAUGUAAAGGUCCCAUCGAGAUUUUCCACACCAGAAUUCACUCUCCUCAACACCUUCCAUGUCCGUUCCUUUACAAUUGACUUGCUAGAAAUAAAAGCAAAGAUUAUCAGAACUAUUGACCAAAUGCUGAGCAGUGAGCUACAGUGGCCUCUUCCAGAAGUGUACCUGAGAGAUCUGGAGAUACUGAACAUUCCUCUUGCAAGACUCACUCUGCCAGACUUUCAUGUACCAGAAAUCACAGUUCCAGAAUUCACAAUCCCAAAUGUCAAUCUCAAAGAGCUUAAGGUUCCUGAUCUUCACAUCCCAGAAUUCCAACUUCCUCGUCUCUCACACACAAUUGAAAUACCUGCUUUUGGCAAACUGCAUAGCAUCCUGAAGAUCCAAUCACCCCUCUUCACAGUAGAUGCUAACGCCAACAUACAGAAUGUAAGCACAUCAGAGAACAAAGCAGAGAUUGUGGCUUCCAUCGCCGCUAGAGGAGAGUCCAAAAUUGAAGCUCUCAACUUUGAUUUUCAAGCACACGCUCAACUCUUAGAGCUAAAUCCUAAUCCUCUGGUCCUGAAGGAAUCCAUGAACUUCUCUAGUAAGCAUGUGAGAAUGGAGCAUGAGGGUGAGAUAUUAUUUUCUGAAAAUGCCAUUGAGGGAAAAUCAGACACUGUCGCAAGUUUACACACAGAGAAAAAUAUAGUAGAGUUUAAUAAUGAUAUGAUUGUCAAGAUAAACAGUCAGCUCACCCUUGACAGUCACACCAAGUACUUUCACAAGUUGAGUUUCCCCAGGCUGGACCUCUCCAGUAAGGCUUCUCUUAAUAAUGAAAUCAAGACUCACUUAGAAGCUGGACGUUUGGCAUGGACUUCUUUGGGGACAGGGUCCUGGAAUUGGGCCUGUCCCAACUUCUCAGAUGAAGGCAUACAUUCAUCCAAAACUAGCUUCACUGUGGAAGGACCCAUUGUUUCUUUUGUAUUAUCCAACAACGUAAGUAGCAAACACCUAAAGGUCGUCCAAAAACUGGCUUGUGAAUCUGGCUUCCUCAGCUACUCUCAGUUUGAAGUUGACUCGAAAAUUGAAUCUCAGCACAUGGGUUCCAGCAUCCUAACUGCCAAGGGAUGGACACUGUUCAGAGAUGCAAAGGCAGAAGUGGCUGCUGAGCACAAUGCCAACUUAAAUGGGAAAGUUAUUGGAACUUUGAAAAAUUCUCUUUUCUUUUCAUCACAACCAUUUGAGAUUACAGCAUCCACAAAUAAUGAAGGGAAUUUGAAAGUUAGUUUCCCACUGAAGUUGACUGGGAAAAUAGACUUCCUGAGUAACUCCGCAAUGUUUCUGAGUCCUGAUGCCCAACAAGCAAGCUGGCAGGCAAGUGCUAGAUUCAAUCAGUACAAAUACAAUCAAAAUUUUUCUGCUAUAAACAAUGAGCACAACAUAGAAGCCGGUGUAGGAAUGAAUGGAGAUGCCAACCUGGAUUUCUUAAACAUUCCUAUAACGAUUCCUGAAAUUACUCUACCUUACAUAGGGAUCUCCACUCCCUUACUGAACAAUUUCUCCAUAUGGGAAGAAACAGGCUUGAAAGAUUUUUUGAAGACAACCAAGCAAUCAUUUGAUUUAAGUGUAAAGGCUCAGUAUAAAAAGAACAGAGACAAGCAUUCCAUUGCAAUUCCUCUGAGUAUGUUUUAUGAGUUUAUUCUCAACAAUGUCAAUUCCUGGGACAGGAAACUGGUGCAAGUCAGAGACGGUGCAUUAGAUUUUCUUACCACAUCCUAUAAUGAAACAAAGAUUAUGUUUGAUAAGUACAAAACUGAGCAUUCCCUCGAUCAGCCCUCUAGGACCUUCCAAAGUCAUGGGUUCACUAUCUCCUUUAUCAACAUUGAAGUGUCUCCAUUUACUGUAGAGACACUGGGCUCCAGCCAUGUGAUACCCAAAGCCAUCAGUACCCCAAGUGUCACCAUCCCAGGUCCUAACAUCAUCGUGCCUUCGUACAGGUUUGUGCUGCCCUCCUUAGAGCUGCCAGUUCUUCAUAUCCCUAGAAAUCUAUUCAAGUUUUCCCUCCCAGAUUUCAAGGAAUUGAGCACUAUUGACAAUAUUUAUAUUCCAGCCAUGGGCAAUUUUACCUAUGACUUUUCUUUUAAGUCAAGUAUCAUCACACUGAAUACCAACGCUGGACUUUAUAACCAAUCAGAUAUCGUUGCUCAUUUCCUUUCUUCCUCUUCAUUUGUUGUGGAUGCCCUGCAGUACAAAUUAGAAGGCACAUCACGUCUGACACGGAAAAAGGGAUGGAAGCUAGCCACAGCUGUCUCUCUAACUAACAAAUUUGUAAAGGGCAAUCAUGACAGCACCAUUAGCUUAACCAAGAAAAACAUGGAAGCAUCGGUGAAAACGACUGCAAACCUCCAUGUUCCCAUUUUAACAAUGAACUUCAAGCAGGAACUUAAUGGAAAUGCUAAGUCAAAACCCACUGUCUCAUCAUCCAUUGAACUAAACUAUGACUUCAAUUCCUCAAAGCUGCACUCAACUGCUAAAGGAGGUGUUGACCACAAGUUCACCUUAGAAAGUCUCACUUCCUCCUUUUCCAUUGAGUCAUCCACCAAAGGAAACAUCAAGGGCUCCUUCCUUUCACAGGAAUAUUCAGGAAGUGUUGCCAAUGAGGCCAACACAUACCUGAAUUCCAAGGGCACUCGGUCAGCAGUAAGGUUACAAGGAGCUUCCAAAGUUGAUGGUAUCUGGAACCUUGAAGUAGGAGAAAAUUUUGCUGGAGAAGCCACUCUCCAACGCAUCUAUGCUACAUGGGAACACAAUAUGAAAAAUAAUUUACAUGUAUCCAGUUUCUUUGACACAAAGGGAAAGCAAACAUGCAGAGCCACCAUGGAGCUCUCUCCAUGGACAAUGUCAACCCUUCUACAAGUUCAUGUGAGCCAACCCAGUUCCCUCCUUGAUCUCCAUCACUUUGACCACGAAGUGACCCUGAAAGCUAACACUAAGAACCAGAAGGUUGCCUGGAGAAGUGAGGUCCAGAUUCACUCACAGAUUCUUAAGCACAAUGCACAGCUCUCCAAUGAGCAAGAAGAGGUACGCUUUGAUAUUGCAGGAUCUGUAGAAGGACAGUUUGGGGACCUUAAAAAUAUCCUUCUACCAGUGUAUGACAAGAGCUUGCAGGAACUCCUAGAGAUGGAUGGAAAGAGACAGUACCUUCAAGCUUCAACAUCUCUUCUAUAUACCAAAAACCCUAAUGGCUAUCCUCUCUCACUCCCAGUGCAAGAACUGGAUGAUAGAUUCAUUAUACCAGGGCUGAACCUAAUUGACUUCAGUGGACUACAAAUCUAUAAGAAAUUAAGUACAUCACCAUUUGCCCUCAACCUAACAAUGCUCCCCAAGGUAACAUUCCCUGGGGUUGAUGUGUUAACACAGUACUUUGAAAUAGGGGACUCCUCUGCUCCUGUUUUUGAGGUAACUGUGCCUGAAAUUCAGUUAACUGUGUCCCAGUUCACACUUCCACAGAGCUUUCCCAUUGGCAGCACUGGCUUCGAUCUGAGUAAGUUAGCCAACAUGAUCGCAGAUGUUGAUCUGCCAACCAUCACCCUGCCCGAGCAAACCAUUGAGAUCCCACAUUUUAAGUUUUCUGUCCCUGCUGGAAUUUUUAUUCCUUUCUUUGGAGAACUGAGUGCACGUGUUGGUGUGGCCUCUACCCUGUAUAAUGUCACUUGGAGUGCUGGUUUGAAAAACAGAGCAGAUCAUGUCGAAACGUUCCUGAAUUCCAUGUGCAGUUCAACCUUGCAGUUUCUGGAGUAUGACCUAAACGUUGUAGGAACACACAGAAUUGAAGAUGGUCUGUUCAUCUGUAAGAAUAAAGGAACGCUUCGACACCGUGACUUCAGUGUGGAGUAUAAUGAAGAUGGCGUAUUUAAAGGACUUUGGGUCUGGCAGGGUGAGGCUCACCUGGACAUCACCAGCCCAGCAUUGACUGACCUCCAUCUGCACUACCAAGAAGAUGAGACAAGUCUGUCUGCCUCAGCAGCCUCCCCAGCCAUAGGCACUGUGGGUCUGGAUUCGAGCACAGAUGACCAGAGUGUGAAGCUGAAUGUCUACUUCCACCCUCAGUCCCCUCCAGAUAGAAAACUCAGCAUAUUUAAAACUGAGUGGAGGUACAAGGAGUCUGAUGAUGAAACGGACAUCAAAAUAAACUGGGAACAAGAGGCAGCUUCAAGAUUGUUAGGCUCCCUAAAAAGCAAUGUGCCCAAGGCUACAGAGGCUAUUUAUAAUUAUAUCAAUAAGUACCACCUGAGAGAUGCUUCUUUAAAGCUAAGAAGAAGUCUACAGAACAAUGCUGAGAGUGCCAUAAGGACAAUUAAUGAAAUAAACAUGGAUUUGCAGAGGACAGCCUGUGAUGCCUACCAGGAGUGGAAAGACAAGGCCUGGCAUCUGUAUGAGGAAAUGGUGACUCAGGGGAACCAAAGCAUCCCUGAGAAACUCAAGGGGAAGGUGUUAGACAGUCUAGCACAUGCUACCCAGAAGUACCGCAUGGCAGUCACACGGCUGAUUGACUCACUCAUUCAUUUCAUGAAGUUCUAUAGAUUCCAGCUCCCAGGGAAUGCUGGAACAUAUACUACUGAUGAACUCUGCACUAUGGCCAUGAGGGAGAUGGCAAAGCCACUGUUUCAGCUACAUUUAAAUAUCAGUAACAGUUUACAAAAACUAUUUUCCGAUGUUCAAGACCUAGUAGAGAAAUCAGACUUAAUCAAUGACAUAACAUUUAGUUGUCCUUUUGCUUCAGAAAACUGUAAACUAAAUGAUGUGAUACUGAUAUUCAGUGAGCACUUAGAAAUAUUAUCAUACUUCACCCAACGGCAAUGGGAAGACCUCCAGGAUACCAAUUUUACAGCAACACUAAGUGUUUUUCAGUUCAUUAUGGAGAGAAUGUUAGAAAACAUAGAAGAAGAAAUUAAAUGUCUAAAUGAAUCUACUUGUUUCCAUUAUCAGGUCAACUCAUUCUUCAAAAUAAAUGUCCCAUAUGCUUUUAAAUCCCUAAGACAAGAUGUGUUCCAUAUCUUCAGUGAGUUCAAUGACUUUUUUCAAACCAUACUUCAGGCGGGGUUCUACAAGCUACAGCAGGUUCAUCAGUAUAUAAAGGCUCUUCGUGAAGAGUAUUUUGAUCCAAGUAUGGUUGGCUGGAUGGUAAAAUAUUAUGAAGUUGAAGAAAAGAUGGUUGACCUGAUUACUAACCUUUUAGUUGUCCUUAGGGACUUCCACUCUGACUGCAGUGCCUGGGCUGCUGGUUUUGCCUCCAAUAUCUCAACUCAAGUUGAGCAGUUUGUGUCCAUGGAUAUCAGAGAAUAUCUUAGCAUCCUUGCUGAUGUUAACGGAGAGAGGAGAGAGAAGAUUACAGAGUUUUCUAUCCUGGCAAAGGAAGCGAUUGAAAGCUGGGCCACUGUGAUGGAGGAAAUAGUUUCCAAUUACCACCGGCAGCUCAAUUCCAAACUGCAGGAUUUUUCAGACCAACUCUCUGGUUACUAUGAAAUUUUCAUUGCUGAGUCCACAAGAUUGAGUGACCUGUUCACUCAAAGCUACCAUGUGUUUCUUAGAUACAUCACCGAGUUACUGAAGAAGCUGCAGGUGACCACAGCCAAUAAUGUGAGCCCCUACAUAAAGCUUGCUCCAGGAGAACUAAUCAUCACCUUCUGAUUCUAUUAUUAAUCUAUUCCAAUUAAACCUUCACAUAGUAGGAGAGUUUGUAGACUAUUAUAAAAACCAUCCAACAGAGCCAGCCCUGCAGCCAAUGACAGCAAGUGCAAGAAGCUCAUGUGAACUACACCUGCACCCGAGCUGGCACAAGAACCAGGAACUUUGAAGCAGCCAGAACUCAAGAUGACAUAUUUUUACAAGUUAGAGAAAAAAACAAGA